Molecule: messenger RNA, 498 nt
Organism: Penaeus monodon (black tiger shrimp)
Lineage: Eukaryota; Metazoa; Arthropoda; Malacostraca; Decapoda; Penaeidae
Exons: 1
Coding region: 1-498 (165 amino acids)
Source: RefSeq, a predicted model, not a curated record
AUGUGUCAUAUGUUGAAGGUAGUUAGAAACACUCUGGCAGAUGGUGGUAUUCUUGUUGAUCUCAAUGGCGAACAUAUACGAUGGCAAUAUAUUGUGGAAUUACAUAAAUUACAAGCAUGUGAAGAUCUGAGGCUUGGGAAUAAAUUAAAACUGACUCACAUUGAAUGGAGACAGCAAAAGAUGAAAGUGAACCUGGCUGCACAAGUCUUCAGUUCCAGUGUCACUGAUGCAUUACAAUAUUGCUCACAUGUUCUUAAACUGCCACAGGUCUCUGGUUGUAAUGCCACAGUGAAAUUCAUACAUACAUUUGAUCGCCUUUUUGAUAUUCUUAAUACAAGAAAUCCGUUUGCAAAGGGCUUCAAGUCUGCAUUGCGUGUUUCAAACAAGUUAUCUUGGCAUCCAUUUCUUGAUACUGCACACAGCUAUAUCCUGGAAUUAAAAGAUACACCAGGAAAUUAUAUGCUUUCAUCCAAACGGAAGACUGGUUUCAUUGGCUAG